Megalobrama amblycephala (Wuchang bream) is the source of this 7754-nucleotide messenger RNA. RefSeq names its product A disintegrin and metalloproteinase with thrombospondin motifs 20. The record is from RefSeq and is a predicted model, not a curated record. Gene Ontology annotation, cellular component: extracellular matrix. The coding region runs from base 234 to 5894 and encodes 1886 amino acids. Gene Ontology annotation, biological process: proteolysis; extracellular matrix organization. Lineage: Eukaryota; Metazoa; Chordata; Actinopteri; Cypriniformes; Xenocyprididae. Gene Ontology annotation, molecular function: zinc ion binding; metalloendopeptidase activity. The transcript is spliced from 38 exons.
CAGCGAGCGAGAGAGAGAAAAAAAAACCCCGCUGGCACCGAUCCGUGCAGCGCGCGCACAUUCAGAGCCGCGGGUCCGUGCGCGAGAUGAUCCGAGCGGAUGCGGGUGUUUUAACGGCAUGACGGCGGAUCGGACGUGCUUCAGCUGAAGGAGGAGAGCCGGUAGAAACGCUCCAGCCCCGGAGAACCGAAGAGAGGAGCGGCGGAGAGAGAGAGGCAGAGCGCCGGGGAAUCAUGCGGGGUCCUGCGCUCCGGCUGCUGGGACUCGUGUGGCACCUCUCCGCGCUUUUACGCACCGCGCACACGUACAAACUCCACCAAAAACAAGAGAGCUUCAUCAGACAGCUGUCCUCGUACGAGAUCGUCACCCCUGUGCGCUUGAAUGAUUUUGGAGAGUCGUUCCCGCACCGGCUGCAUUACCGCAGGAGGAGGCGCAGCGCUGACGCGGAGGUCUCGGCUUCCGGGGCUCAUUACCGGAUCGAGGCGUUCGGUCAGGCCUUUCACCUGAACCUCACCGCUGAUUCCGGAUUCAUCGCUCCGUCCUACACGGUGCUUCAUCUGGGAGAGGAGGAGAAGCACGGAGACGCCGCAGAUCUGCGCCACUGUUUCUUCAGAGGACACGUCAACGCUCGCAGGGAACACCACGCUGUCUUCAGCCUCUGCACUGGAUUGAUCGGCACGUUCACGACACACAGCGGUCAGUUCUUCCUGGAGCCCCUGUUGAGCGCUGAUGGAGAGGAGUAUGAGGAAGAGCAUAACAAACCUCACCUCGUCUACAGACACGACGCAGACAGGAAGUCACCUGACACGCAGCCGUGCACCACCUCAGAACAUCACAAGAACAAUCACAUCAGUCUCCAUAGCAACAGAACUCUGGAAGAGGAAGUGAUGUCGAUACAGGAAACGAUGCAGAAGCGUGUGGCUCAUUCCAAAAAUGAUUCCAGCGGCUCUCAUUCCCGCAAGAGACGCUUCCUGUCGUACCCGCGCUUCGUUGAGCUCAUGGUGACGGCCGACACCAAGAUGGUUCGACAUCACGGACGAAACCUGGAGCACUACAUACUUACAAUCAUGUCAGUAGUUGCUGCGAUCUACAGAGACCCCAGUGUAGGAAACCUGAUCAACAUCAUGAUUGUCAAACUCAUCGUCAUACAUAAUGAACAGGAAGGACCGAAUAUAAACUUCUACGCCACUGCGACGCUUCAUAACUUCUGCACGUGGCAACAAAGUCACAAUGUUUUGGACGACAGUCACCCGGGUCAUCAUGACACGGCCCUUCUCAUAACCAGGGAGGACAUCUGCCGAGCAAAAGACAAGUGUGACACGUUAGGUUUGGCAGAGCUGGGAACCAUGUGCGACCCGUACCGGAGCUGCUCCAUCAGCGAGGAGAACGGCCUGAGCGCUUCCUUCACCAUCGCUCACGAGCUGGGACACGUGUUCAACAUGCCACAUGACGACAGUCCGAAGUGCCGAGAGGCCGGAGUCAAGCAUCAGUACCACGUCAUGGCUCCAACCCUCAACUACGACACCAGCCCCUGGUCCUGGUCCAAAUGCAGCCGCAAAUACGUCACGGAUUUCCUGGACACUGGUUAUGGUGAAUGUCUCUUGGAUGAGCCCUCAGGCAGGACGUAUAACCUUCCCAACCAGCUGCCAGGUCAACUCUACAACGCCAACCGACAGUGUGAACUCAUGUUCGGUCCCGGCUCUCAAGUCUGUCCGUUCAUGAAACAGUGCAAGCGCCUCUGGUGCACCAGUGCUGAGGGCGACCAUAAAGGAUGUCGUACGCAGCACAUGCCUCUCGCUGAUGGGACCGAGUGCGGCUAUGGCAUGCACUGCAGGCACGGCAUGUGUGUGAAUAAGGAGAUGGACAUGAAGCCGGUUCAUGGUGAGUGGGGCCCCUGGGGACCGUACAGUGUGUGUUCCAGAACCUGUGGAGGAGGGACACGCAGCACAACCAGAGACUGCAAUAAACCUGAGCCGAGGAACGGAGGCCGUUUUUGUGUCGGCCGCAGAAUGAAGUUCCGCUCGUGUAACACGGAUCCGUGUCCCCGCGGCCGGAGGGAUUUCAGGGAAGAGCAGUGCGCGCAGUUCGACGGGAAACACUUCAACAUCAAUGGACUGCCGCCCACCGUCCGCUGGGUGCCGAAGUACAGCGGCAUUCUGAUGAAAGAUCGCUGUAAACUCUUCUGUCGUGUCACGGGGACGAUGGCGUACUAUCAGCUGAGGGAUCGAGUUGUCGACGGAACCCCGUGUGGACCGGACACGUAUGACAUCUGUGUACAAGGCCUCUGCCGGCAAGCAGGUUGUGACCACGUUUUGAACUCGAAGGCAAGAAAUGAUAAGUGUGGUGUCUGUGGAGGAGACAACUCGUCAUGUAAGACCCUCGCUGGAACCUUCAACAACGCACAAUAUGGAUAUAACAUUGUGGUUCGGAUUCCAGCUGGUGCUACCAACAUAGAUAUAAAGCAGGUCAGCUACUCAGGAUCACCAGAAGAUGAUAACUACCUCGCUCUGUCUGACAGUCAGUCCAACUUCCUCCUGAAUGGGAACUUUGUGGUGUCCAUGUUUAAAAGGGAAAUCACCUUUAAGGGAGCAGAGAUUGAGUACAGUGGAUCCAACACUACAGUGGAACGGAUCAACUGCACGCAACGGUUAGAGGAGGAGCUUGUGUUGCAGGUUCUGUGUGUGGGAAACUUGUAUAAUCCUGACGUCAGAUAUUCCUUCAGUAUUCCCAUCGAGGAGCAGCGGGAGCAGUUUGUGUGGGAUCCGACGGGCUCGUGGCAGGAGUGCAGCCGCAUGUGUCAAGGUGAGCGGAGACGGAAGGCCGUGUGUGUUCGUAAGAGCGAUCACUUGGUGGUUUCGGAGCAGAGAUGUGAGUAUCUACCUCGACCCAGAGGCGCGACGGAGCCUUGCAAUAGUGACUGUGAACUCAGGUGGCACGUGGCGGGCAGGAGCGACUGCUCCAGUAAGUGCGGUCCGGGUUACCGUACGCUGGACGUGCUGUGCAUGCGCUACAGCCAGAGCAACAGGCUGAGUGAACGCGUGGAGAGCCGCGCCUGCGCAGACCUGCUCAAACCGCAGACGCGAGAGGCCUGUCAUGGUGACUGUCUGCUCAAGAGCUGGCAGUACAGCGCCUGGUCUCAGUGCUCGAAGAGCUGCGGACGAGGCGUCCGGACGCGACAGGCGUACUGUAUGAACAAUCUGGGCCGCAGGCUGGUGGAGCGAGAGUGUGACGAGCAGCAGAGAGUCCUGAGCGAACCCUGCAGCGACGUGCCCUGUCCCGACUGGACGGCCAGCCAGUGGAGCGAGUGUCUGGCGACGUGCGGUAAGGGCGUCCGACACAGGCAGGUGCUUUGCAUUCUGGGGGAUGAGCAGCUGAGCGAGCAGCGCUGCGACCCGAACACCAAACCCUCAGCGGUGGGCAGCUGUGAGCUUCCCGAAUGUGCGUCCUGGCAGAUCGGAGGCUGGAGUCCGUGUACGGUGAGCUGCGGUCAGGGCUAUCAGAUGCGUGCGGUCAGGUGUGUGUCGGGAGCGUACGGGGAGACGCUGGACGACAGGGAGUGUAACGCGGCCGCCAGACCUCGAGACAGUCAGGACUGUGAGUUGUCAGUUUGUCCUCGCGCAGCAUCAGUGUUUAACACACCAAGACCAGCAGAAGCGGGUCAACGACACACACAGUGGAGAUAUGGCUCAUGGACGACUUGCUCGGUGUCGUGCGGUGAGGGCCGGCGGGAGCGUUACGUCAGCUGCAGAGACGCUCAGGGCGGUGUGGCUGAAGAGUCGUCCUGCGCUCACCUGCAGCGUCCCGCUGACUCUUCUGUGUGCUUCAGUCCCUGCGGUCAGUGGAGGGAGGGAGAGUGGACGCCGUGUUCGGUGUCGUGUGGAGUGGGUCGGUCCACGCGGCGGGUCGUGUGCAUGAACUACCACCAUCAGGUGGACGAGUCGUUCUGUCACCCGGAGGAGCGGCCCAGCACUGAGCAGGAGUGUGCGCCCGUGCCCUGCCAAUCCUCCUACCACUGGCCCAACAACCAGCCCUACUUCCCCUACGACCCCGGCAACCACCCCGGACACCACAGCUGGAACGUCCCGUCCGCAGACAACCAGUGGAGGACGGGGCCGUGGGGAGCGUGUUCCAGCACGUGUGAAGGAGGCUUUCAGCGCAGGGUUGUGGUCUGUCAGGACGCAGACGGCCGCAGCACCAAUCACUGCGACGAGAGGGUCAAACCCGACGAAUCAAAGAGCUGCGACUCGGGACCCUGUCCUCACUGGAACUACGGCAUCUGGGGCGAGUGCACGCGGUCGUGUGGUGGCGGUCAGCAGACGCGGUUGGUGGUCUGUCAGCGUCCAAACGGGCAGAGGUUAAAUGAGUACAACUGCGACAUGCUGGACAAACCGCCCGAUAUGGAGCAAUGUAACGCCCAGCCCUGCCCUGGCUCUGCUUCCUGGCACAGACGACCAUGGAAGCCGUGUUCGGUGUCCUGUGGGAAGGGAAUCAAAGAGCGACAGAUCGUGUGUGUCGACCAGAAUCAGACCCAGAUCGAGGACGAGAGCUGUGCUCAUCUGAACCCGCCCAAAACACAGAAGGCCUGUAGGGCGGGACCCUGCCCCGGCUGGAGAGCCAAUCAGUGGAGAGCGUGUUCGGUGAGCUGUGGCGCUGGCGUUCAGUCCCGUGAGGUCUUCUGCAGGUUAAAGGGCAGAGGUCGCGUCAGGGAUGACAUGUGUGACAUGCGUGCGCGUCCCGUCCCGCUCCGGUCCUGCUUCCACACCGGAUGUCAGACGCACAGCUGGGCGGCACACGGGUGGCAGGACUGUAACGCCACCUGUGGACGGGGCGUGAGGUCCCGGUCGGUGUUUUGUCAGGAUGGAGGGAUGAAGGUGGUUUCUGAGCACAUGUGUGACGCCUCUACCAAACCCCACACACACGAGCCGUGCCACAGCGCCACCUGCCGGUACGUCUGGGUCACUGCAGCAUGGAGUCAGUGUUCGGUGAGCUGCGGUUCUGGACUCCAGCGGCGGGCGGUUCGCUGCUCUGCCGUGACCUCUGACCUGCAGUCGUAUUCUCACGCGGCGUCGCCCUCCAAAUGCAGCGAGCGCCCUCCGGCCGACAGCAGGCCCUGCCGACUCUCCUCCUGCCCGUCUCCUGCGGUCUGGAGCGUGGGUCCGUGGAGCGAGUGCUCUCAGACGUGCGGCGCUGGAGUCAUGCGGAGGACGGUGGAGUGUCCCUCGUCUGAGACCUGCUCGCCAUCCAGCCGGCCGGAGUCCAGCGCCACCUGCAGACAGACGGACUGUGAGCUCCACACCAGCUGCCGGCAGCUCCAGGUGAAGGGAGGCGUCAGGACGGACGGAGAACAUCACAUCAGAGUCCGCUCCAAGAUCCUCCGCGUUUACUGUGCCGAGAUGCAGAGCAGCUUCCCCAGAGAGUACGUGACGCUGCGCAGCGGACAGACGGAGAACUACUCCGAGGUGUACGGAUACAGGCUCCAGAACCCCUUUGAAUGUCCGUAUAACGGCAGUCGGCGGCAGGACUGCGCGUGCAGGAACGAUUACGCCGCGGCCGGUUACACCGUCUUCCAGCGGGUGCGGCUCGAUCUGUCCACGAUGCGCAUCAUCACGACUGAUGUGAAGUUCAGUCAGACUCUGUUUGGUCGCUCCGUCCCGUUUGCGUCCGCAGGAGACUGUUACAGCGCCGCUAAAUGUCCUCAGGGUCAGUUUAGUAUAAAUCUCAGUGGAACCGGACUGAAGGUCGCAGAAUCCACGAAAUGGGUUUCUCAAGGCAACUACGUCACGCUCAAAGUUCACCGCUCAGAGGACGGCACCAGAAUCUACGGCCGCUGUGGCGGUUUCUGUGGGAAGUGUCUUCCUCACCCUCAUACGGGCCUUUUUGUCAAAAUCCAGUAAGAAAAACGUCCAUGACUUUGAACAGAACGCUUCAGAAAGUCUCUCUUUAACGUCUGGCAGCUACGGUAAGCCAUCAGAAACCUUUUCGACGUCCCGCUUCAGCACUUUCUAUUAACGAAAGUAACGAGAACCAAAUAAGUGAGUCUCUCCAAGAAUCAGGAAGCAGAAUGGAUUUGUUUUUUAAUGGAAGAGUUGUUGCAUGAUCGGUCUGGUCAGACAAGAUCCCGUUGAACCGAAUGAAAUUGUGAUCAUUUGGUUGCAACCACAGUGUAUGAGGGUGUAUUUUUAUUUUUAGUUGUAGCAAACGGUCAAAUCCCUCAUUCGGGCAGUGUUUGACGUAAAGGGAUUUAUUUAACAAUUUCAAAAUAUUUCAUAAUGCAGAAUAUCUGCUGUUUGUCCAUGAAAUACUGCAUGUAAAAAACACACCGUUAACGAGUUUUAGAUGUUUAAGCGCAAAAGACCCUGACGACAGCAAACAGCUUGAUAUGAAAACAUAAAUAAUUGAAUGUUUUGUAUAUUUGAAUGUUUAUAAUUGGUCAUGACAAUCUAGAAAAGGACAGAAAACACUGCAGCGCUACUGAAAUCUCUUUAUCUUGACGAUUGUCUUUAAUGUAAAAUGUCUGAAAAUGUAAAUAAUUGUCCUUGCAAACUAGUCUGGUUAAUAUAUGAUAGUUUUUAAUAAUAUUUAAUAUUAUACAGACAUCAUUUACGGUGCUAAAGGCAGUUUGAUCAAGCAUGUGCUUUUGCUUUUUAUACGGUUACUAAUCUGAUUAAAACAAAACAAUAUGAAGCAAUAAUUAAAAUUCAUGCUGAAAUAAAACCAGUCUUCGGUGGUUCGCUGGGUUAGUUGACAAAAUAAGAGACCGGCUAAACUGUAAAACAGAUAUCUCAUGUCACAAAAUGCAAUUAUUUGACACAUAAAAUGGAUUUAAAUGGACUAGAUUAAGUACUUUGUUCAGAUGAGCAUCACUCCAGUUUUAUUAGAAGGGAAGAUUCAAGUAGAUCAAAUUAAAAUGGCAUAACCCUACCUCUCAUAAUCAUGUGUUUGUACAUUAUUUAUGUUUGACAAUAUUUAUUCUGUAAUUAAAUGUACAUACGUCAUAUUCUUAUGACAGGAAAUCGUAUUAUGAAUAUCGAUCAUUUUCUUUUGUCAUUAACAAGAGGUUUACAGUGUAAUGGUGCUGAUUUUACUACUGAAACAACUUUUAACCAUCAGCAGGAUGGUUAUUUUUAGAGAUAUUUUAACCUGGACGCUUCACUAAUGGUCCUUUACUGUAUGUAAAUAUAUUAGUCGCGGUAGAAUAAAUAAUUUGAACUAAUCAGAUGUUUCUUGAAGAGAUUUUCCGCUUUCAACCAAAGUCUGCUUGAUUACGCUUAAUGUAUGAUUAUAUAUAACUUGAAGGAUAUUGAGUUUGAAGCUUAUUGAGCCUGUUUUAGGUUAACCUACAGUAUAACGGAUCAUCUAUGAGCAGCUAACGAACCUUUGACUAUCAUUGUGUUGAUAGACAACUGAACUAUAUAAGGUCUGUAUCAGAAAUUAAAGGACUAUAUAUGAUGCACUAUGUGCCAAGAGUCGUGUCGACAUUUACACCUGUAUAUUAACAGUUCAGCUUUGUGAAAUGUGUAUUUUUAAUAUUCAUACUUGAAGUGUGAACAUCAGACGUUUUGCAUCUCGGUGGAAUGAAAAACGAGGCUUGUUUUCCACUUGUUGCCCAAAGAGUUUAAUACAGUAUCCAGUGUUUUUAUAAUGAAAUCAUCAUCUUUGGUGCUACAGUAAAAAUGUAAUUGAGAUUGUAUUGAUGUAAUGGAUUUACAGCACUGUACUAAUGCUGAUCGUCAUAAUAAAAGGAAAUGUGUUCA